AACCACAUAGCGUUGAUAAGUCAGUUACGUAUCAGGAGCUCACUUCUCAUUGGUUAAAAUUCUCAGCAGUCUGACGUUUCCCCGACCUUAUAAAUAUCAGCGCGAACUAGAAACGACCUCUUUUCCACAGUGUUAAUUUAGGGGGCAUCUCUCGUGUUAUUUUUUGUGGGCUAACUCUAAUUCAGAAUGCCGGAGACUUCAAAAAUGAAUGGAUACGCGAAAACGAACGGACACAGUUAUGAUAUGGAAGAUGGAUCUGUGUUUUUGUUCACAUCAGAAUCUGUCGGCGAGGGACAUCCAGAUAAAAUGUGCGAUCAAAUAAGCGAUGCAAUUCUAGACGCCCAUCUGAGACAGGAUCCUGACGCAAAAGUAGCCUGCGAGACAGUAACAAAAACUGGAAUGAUUCUUCUGUGCGGCGAGAUUACCUCCAAAGCUAAUGUUGACUACCAGAAAGUUGUUAGAGAGACAGUUAAGCACAUUGGAUAUGAUGACUCCUCAAAAGGGUUCGAUUACAAGACUUGCAGCGUGAUGCUGGCCCUAGAUCAGCAGUCUCCGAACAUUGCUGCUGGAGUGCAUGAGAAUAGAAAAGAUGAAGAAGUUGGGGCUGGAGAUCAGGGCUUGAUGUUUGGAUACGCGACAGAUGAGACUGAGGAAUGCAUGCCAUUGACAGUUGCUCUUGCCCACAAACUGAACCAGAAGAUUGCCGAAUUGAGGCGAAACGGCGAAUUCUGGUGGGCUCGUCCAGAUUCCAAGACACAGGUUACUUGCGAGUACACAUUCGCUGGUGGAGCCACCGUUCCACAGAGGGUUCACACCGUGGUGGUCUCACUUCAGCAUUCAGAGAAGAUCACACUUGACACCCUGCGUGACGAGAUUAGGGAGAAAGUUAUCAAGGAGGUUAUCCCUCCUCAGUACCUCGACGAAAAAACUGUCGUACACAUCAAUCCAUGUGGACUUUUCAUCAUUGGUGGCCCUCAGUCUGAUGCGGGUUUGACGGGACGAAAAAUCAUCGUAGACACAUACGGCGGCUGGGGCGCUCACGGCGGCGGCGCCUUCUCAGGCAAAGACUUCACCAAAGUGGACCGUUCCGCCGCGUACGCUGCACGUUGGGUCGCCAAGUCUCUCGUCAAGGCGGGCCUGUGCCGCCGCUGCAUGGUUCAGGUUGCGUAUGCUAUCGGCGUGGCUGAGCCGCUCUCAAUUACGGUGUUCGACUACGGAACCUCGCACAUGACGCAGCAGCAACUACUCGCCAUCGUACAGAAGAACUUUGAUCUGCGCCCUGGCAAAAUAGUCAAAGAGCUCAACCUUCGUGCCCCCAUCUACCAGAGAACGAGUACAUACGGUCACUUCGGGCGAGAUGGCUUCCCGUGGGAGAAUCCGAAACCAUUGGUCGUAGAAUGACUUCAAACCUGAAUCCUAGAAUUUUGUAAAUAUUUCACCAGUAUAUAAAACAUUUAUCUAAGUGUGUCUUUGUAGCGAGGACGAAGGUUAUCGCGUCUCUCUAUACACGAUUAAUGUUUCGAAUCUCGCCAAUUCAACUGUCGGCACUUGCCUCGUUCCGACCGUUUCAUUCGUGAGAUUCUGCGUAAUAUUAAGUAUUCAUAGUUUAAGUACUAUAGGAGUAAGAUGCCGUCAUUUCUGAAUUUGAGUUAGUUCAGGGUACAAAUGGCAGUCCUAUUGUUUAAGUUAUACAUUUUUUAAUGCAAUGAAUUUUUGAAUAUAUUUUAUAGUUUAUUUAUAAAGGGCGAUAUAGCCUGCAAUGAACUAUCCGAUAACUUUUAUUACGUUGUUUGACUUUUAAAAAGGUGACUAAACCUGCAAUGAACUAUCCAGUGAUUAUGUACUUUGUUUGACUGUUCAAUUGAUCGACUUAAAUGACGGACUGCCAAACUCGAAUGUUCAUUUAUGUGAGCUUUACUAUGUAAGUGCUACGAUCCCCGGCAGAGUAGACUACUUUCCUGGUACCGUCACAGCGGAGCGAGUGCGAGAGAGAGAUCAGAGACCUCUCGCUUUCUCUCGCUCACUGCAAAUAUAGUGCUGCGUGGAGGGACGCUCGCUGUUUUAUUUUGAUUAAGACGAAACAUUAGCUAUAUUAUUAUUACGUUUAAGUAUCAGUGUACUGCCUCUAGUGCUAUAGCCAAAUGUAUAGUUUUAGACAAUUUAAGCGUCGUCUCCCGCGCAGCACAAUUUGUGUUGUGUUUCCGAAAAGGAUUGAAGUGGAAAAGAGCCAUUUUGAAAACACACCGACUCAUCCAGGGCAGUAAUGCACUGUGCAUUUAUUUGUCAUGUAAAAUAGUGUCACCGCCAAUAGAUAUUAUUAGGCGAAAUGCUACCGUACAUUUAAUGACAUUAGCAAUUAGCAUUUUAAAUAUUCGUAGGGCGGUUAGUGAGUAUUCGUGAUUAUAUUUUUGAUCU
Molecule: messenger RNA, 2415 nt
Organism: Hyposmocoma kahamanoa
Lineage: Eukaryota; Metazoa; Arthropoda; Insecta; Lepidoptera; Cosmopterigidae
Gene: Sam-S
Product: S-adenosylmethionine synthase
Exons: 10
Coding region: 187-1401 (404 amino acids)
Biological process (GO): S-adenosylmethionine biosynthetic process
Cellular component (GO): cytosol
Molecular function (GO): ATP binding; methionine adenosyltransferase activity
Source: RefSeq, a predicted model, not a curated record